AUUUGUCGUGUACCCUAAUUCUACUAACAACGAUUCUUCCUCUCACCUUCGCACAAAUCUAACAUAUCUUUUCUCCACUUCUUCUCACAUAUAAAAACAGACUAAUCUCAUCACUCUUGACCAUAACAAAUUCCAGCCAUCACAAUUUUCUCUAUUUCUCGUUUGAGCCUGUAGUCUUGAUCGUGAAAUAUCGUUGAAUAAUCCGAACAUCGUAAAAUAUAUUAUUUAUGGACUCUCGUCCGAAUUUCGCUGCCCUCAGGGAACUCCAAGACUCCGCGAACAAUUUACUCCACUCUCCAACCACGAAACGUGCAUUACUCCAGCACGAAGAGAAGUACGUUGAUGAGGUUUGUGAAGCGUCUCUCCAAAUGCUUGACAUUUGCGGCACCACCAAAGAUGUUCUUAUGCACGUAAAAGAUCAUCUUCAAGAGCUUCACUCCACGUUCCGUACCAUCAGUGUAGGCGAAACCACGGUCGAGAACAGGCUUGGAGCUUAUUACGUUCACCGAAAGAAACUCAAGAGAGAAAUGGUGAAUUGUUUGCGGUCAUUGAAAGAAAUGAAGUCGGAUCACAUCUAUCCUAUUGAUCAUAAUCUGGCCGUGGUUGUGAAUGUGUUGAGAGAAGUGAGGAUUACGAUGAUUUCGACAAUGGAGUCUCUGAUGUCCUUAAUGUCUAUGCCUAGUCCCGAUUCGUAUAAAUCAUACAUAGGGACGUUUACAUCGAAAUUCAUCCGUGUUAAUAGUCUGAGCUUGUGGGAGAAUUGUGAUUCGACGACGUUUCAGACGGGGAAUAAAAGAUUAGAGGCUGUGGAGGUCGCUAUUGAGGAUCUUGAAGUUGAGUUAGAAUGUAUUUUUCGGCGCUUGAUUGAGACCAGAGUUUCGCUUCUAAAUAUACUCACCAAUUAGGCUAUGAUACUAAAAAGGGAUCGGAAACUAUGAUUUUAAAGGUUCUGAUUCCUGUGUAAGAUAGUUCUGCUCAUAGCUCAGCUAUAGAAGUAGUGAUAUCGAUUCUCUGAUUCUUCAUUAUUCGCCCAUGACUAUGAAAAUGAAUGAGAAGUUUGUUUCGCAUGUCAUUUCUAGCUGGUUUGUAAUGAAUUUACAAUGUGUUAUACUAUUCUUUUAAAGAUAUGAUUUAUUUGGUUUCA
Messenger RNA from Daucus carota subsp. sativus, 1144 nucleotides. RefSeq lists its product as uncharacterized. The transcript has a single exon. The coding region runs from base 228 to 905 and encodes 225 amino acids. Lineage: Eukaryota; Viridiplantae; Streptophyta; Magnoliopsida; Apiales; Apiaceae. Gene Ontology annotation, biological process: root development; shoot system development. The record is from RefSeq and is a predicted model, not a curated record.